Cuscuta europaea is the source of this 3104-nucleotide messenger RNA. The record is from the annotation of a GenBank genome assembly. Lineage: Eukaryota; Viridiplantae; Streptophyta; Magnoliopsida; Solanales; Convolvulaceae.
AUUUUCUUUGACCCAUUUGCCAGCCAUCUUCCUGUGUCCCUAUGUUAGAUACCUAGCUAAUUCACAAUGAAUUUCAAGAAACAAGAUGAAGGAAAGAGAUGAACUGAAAGUGUCGUAUAACAGAAAAUGUAGAGAGAGAAAUACACAGGCAGUUUAAGAGUGCCCACUCUCCAAGUCCCAAGCCCAAAUAACAAUUCCAACCUACUUUCUAUUCUUCCCUCACCCUCUAUUUAUACUGACUAUUCUAAUAUUAUUAUUACUCUCAUUUAUUAUUAGUAUUAUUAUCAGUGCUAUUUUGCUAGAGUCCUAUCAUAUCUCCCCCCUUGAACAUCCAUCUUGUCCUCAAGGUGGGUGAUAGGAAAUCGCCUUGAUCUUUAACUUUAUCUUCAUCCUGGCGCCUCUCCCUUCCCAGUAUCUUCCAAAUUUCAGGACCCUGAACUUCAUGAACUGAACCAUUUCCAUCACUUUUACCCUGCUUGCAAGGGCAUAGUUACAUGAUGCUUCACUAAAACCUAGUCAACACCAAGUGCUGCAACCCCUAGAGAACCCUUCUCAUUGGUCAGUUCCCCAAUACUAGCAGAAAAAACUGGCUGCCAUUCCUGGAAUUGGAUACCUAGAGAUCUAGGUACUUCAUAGAGUUUUUUUGUACCACACUGUUGAGAAGGCAUCAUGGCUCGGACUUUCCAUUUUCCUUCAGUAUCAAGAGUGAGGAAACCAUAUCCAAUAGCUGAAUCCUUUGCCAUAAAACUCAGGGCACGAUUGAUGAAGUUUCUGGGAUUACGUCGUGAUUCACUAUUUAAUUUUUCCUCAUUGCCAAUGACUCCAACUCCUUUUCUUUUUGAACAAUUCCCUGCUUCAUAGUUCAAGUAUUCUGUGUAGAUAGUUUUCAUAACAGUCCAGUUUUCCUCCGUUCCCAGUAGGGUAGCUGGGACUAUUACUGUAUGAAAAGGCACCUUAUUCUUGCCCAUAUAUUGGUAGAAAUCCACAUUCUUAGUAUUCUUCCACCCUUUUUCCCAUUCAUCUCUUGACUUUAGUUCUCCACUUAGCCAGGCCUGUGUUGUGAUAGUAGUCUGCUGAUUCCAUCCACCAUCCACUUGCAUACUUUUUGCAAAGCUCUCUAGUUUAUUUUUCAGCAAUGGAAGCUCAAGGAACAAAUAUUUUGUAUCACUAAUGAAUGGAGUAGUUUGACAAACCAAAGUAAGUUUCAACAGAAGGGUUUCCAGAUUCUUAAAAGUGAAGAUCUCAUCAAAUUCCUUUAUUUUAUUAACUUUUCCUUCAACUAUGCUGUUAAGAUUAAACUCAUCAACCCAUCUCAGUCCAGAAUUAGAGGAAUCCCAACUUGCAGAGAGCAUCAAACUGCAGUCCUUAACUGCUAUCCCAAAUUUGACAUAGGGGUGAGUGAAGAGUGAUCCCUCAAAUGCACAAUUCUGUGGAUCAUUCUUCCCCAAUUGCCUUGCUAAAGUGCCCUGGAAUAUUACCACCUCUUUACCCGCAAUAACUUGGUCCUGACUGUCAACAUUUCCAACAUAUUUCUCCAUCCCAUUUCUAUUAGUAAGUGUGUGAAUACUGUCACCUAAUUUCCAAUCCUCCUCUCUUUUCCUGAGUAUCUUAACCCAUUGAUCCGCAAUUGUCAUAGGAAAUCUAUAGUCCAAAUAUGCACUUCCCCAUUGAACCGGUUUACAAACUACUGCCUUUCCCUUACCAUUUUCACCAACAAUUAAUGCAUCCGUGAAUAGAUCAGGUAUAAAAUUAUUGACAAGCAUCCGAAAUAUCUCUACCUCAACAUUAGUAGCAAUAUCACCCUUUUUCUUAUAAUAACCAGUAAUUCCUACCCUCAAUCCAUUUUGGACACACUUCACAGAAAUAUCAUCAUUAAAUCUGAAGCCAUCAAACUUAUUCUGCCCUUCCAAAAUUCUCCUUGAUGAAUGAAGGUGCACAAUUUCCCCUAAUCUCCCAACUCAUGUUCUUGAACUCUUCUCAACAAAGAUUUAAAACAUCCCAUGUUUCUUUCCAGUACAAUAGCAUACCUUCGAAUAUCAUCGUUAAAGAUAUGUGUGUGAAAUUGGUCCUCUUUAUCCUCUCCUGUAUCAUCUUUGGUCAAUACCAGGGCAAAAUCAGUGGGCGUUGGACUAUUUGUUUCUUGAUGGUAAAGAAUGUCAACUUCGUUAUUUUUCGAAACGUUUGGUGUCGCUUGCUUCAACUCAGUAGUGACCCGACCUCUCAUAUUAAUACGUGCAUUUGAACAUUCCGUACCUUUAGAUAGAGUUGCCGUGGAUUGCCAGACUCUUGCGACUCAGACAACAACAGCGAUCUGGAGGCUUCCCCUUCCGGUCGCGAACUGAAGGCCUCAACUACCGAGGACACCUUGCUUGCCGAAUUCUGACAACGGCGGACUGUUCUCGAUCGACCUCACCUGCGACGUUGUUGCCGCAGCUUGGGGUUCCCCUUCUCCAGGUUUGAGCGUUUCUCCUUUUCUAGGUUUGAGUGCUUCUCUUUCUCCACUUUUCCGCGCUCAACCUUUUCUGCGAGCUUCCCCAAUUUUCCGCGCGAAUCCUCUGGCGAGUGCGAAACAGUUCGCGACUCCUUCUGCGACUUGGUGAGCGACUGCGAUGGACUCAGUUUAUCAGAAUGAUGAUGAUGCUUGGUGUUGCUCGAUCGCUGCAAUCUACGAUUUAGACGCUCACAGUAGUGCAAGAUACUUUUCUAGCGUUCUCUCCUUCAUACAUCGAUCUAUAUUAUCAAAACCCUUUUCCAUUUGGGGUGUCAUGUAGAAAUCCUCCAUGAUUCCAAUUCUCCGUCUCCAGGAAGUAAGGUGCUCUGAUACCAAUGUUAGAUACCUAGCUAAUUCACAAUGAAUUUCAAGAAACAAGAUGAAGGAAAGAGAUGAACUGAAAGUGUCGUAUAAUAGAAAAUGUAGAGAGAGAAAUACACUACCAUCUUCCUGUGUCCCUAAUUCUUGUAGGCCCGCCUACGAUUGAUUGGAGAUUUAUUCAAUAGGUCCUCCUCCUCUAUAGAUUGGAAUGUGUGUUGCUUGCCACUACACCAGGCCAAGGAAGGGAUCGAACCGUUAUAUACGAACUAUGAAACAUUCUAUUGAUUUUUUA